AUGGCCUCACGGACUCUAUGCAAGUCUACCACUUCCUCGUUCUUGUCCAACUUCACCGCCAUUCCUGGAGCUAGAACUGGAUGCCGCUCCUUUUCCUCCGUCCCCGUCCUAUUCGCGCCCCGUCAAGUAUCACCGGCAGCAGCCAAAGAGCGUGCAGCAGCCAGAGAGAAAUCGAAAAAGAAGAGGAAGAAGUUUCAAUUCUUCAGGCAGUACGACAAGAAAGACCUCGAGACAUUUACUCUGUGUGAAGCCAUAAGAUAUAUCAAAGCUUUUGAAGUUCGGUGGCAACCAGACGUUCCCAAAUACGAUAUUGCUAUCAAGUUCCGCACCAAGAAAGAUGGUCCCAUUGUCCGUAACCAACUCCGGCUACCUCACGCCGUCAAGACAGAUAUUCGGGUGGCAGUGAUAUGUCCUCCCGACUCGGCAGCUGCUCGAGAAGCCAAGGAGGCCGGGGCUGCAAUGGUUGGCGAAGACGAGAUCUUUCAACUGAUCAAAGCUGGAAAAAUCGAUUUCGAUCGAUGUAUCGCCGUUCCCGACUCUUUACAGAAGAUCAACAAAGAAGGUCUACCUCGAGUUCUCGGACCUCGGGGUCUUAUGCCUAGUGUCAAGUUGGGAACAGUGGUUGAAAAGCCGGGUCCGGCAGUCAGGAAUAUGCUGGGAGGAAGUGUGUACCGAGAGAGAGCAGGAGUGGUGCGCAUGGCAGUCGGCCGUUUGAGCUUUACGCCCGAGCAAUUACGAGACAAUGUCAAAGCAUUUGUGAGCUCUGUCAAGAAAGAUGCAGCAAUAGUCAGUGAGCAGGUCCUGAAAGAGGUGACUGAAGUGGUAUUGAGCUCGACGAACUCCCCAGGUUUUUCACUGAACGGCGAGUUUUACAAAGCAGCUCCCGGAGAACCUACAGUCCAAGAACUGUCUGUUGCAUAG
Messenger RNA from Exophiala bonariae, 921 nucleotides. RefSeq lists its product as uncharacterized. Gene Ontology annotation, cellular component: mitochondrial large ribosomal subunit. The transcript has 3 exons. The record is from RefSeq and is a predicted model, not a curated record. Gene Ontology annotation, molecular function: structural constituent of ribosome. The coding region runs from base 1 to 921 and encodes 306 amino acids. NCBI's taxonomy places the organism in Eukaryota, Fungi, Ascomycota, Eurotiomycetes, Chaetothyriales, Herpotrichiellaceae.